UCGUCGCCGACAGACAGCACACAUUGAAGAUGGGCCAACACAAGAAAGAAGCCAGCCGCAAGGAGCGUCAGGGGAAGGUCGGCGAUGGCAUGGCAAAUGUCAAGACCAAGGGAGAGAACUUCUACAGGAGCGCAAAGAAGGCGAAGACGCUGAAUAUGUUCAAGGAUGGAAAGCCACAGAGGAACGCCGCCGGGAAGAUUACCAAGGCAGCCUCGUUCCAGAGUCGUGAAACGCCUGUAGCGCGAGUCGAACCGAAUCGCAAGUGGUUCAACGCAACCCGAGUUAUUUCCCAAGAUGCCCUCGAAGCCUUCCGUGGUGCUGUUGCAGCCCAAGCCUCCGACCCUACCACUUUCCUCCUGAAGCAAAACAAGCUGCCUAUGAGCUUAAUCCGAGAUGCGCCACAGUUGAAGGACGGGCUCAAGCAGCAUGGAGCCAAGAUCGCAAUUGAGUCCGCACCCUUCAAGGAUACAUUUGGGCCAAAAAUGCAAAGGAAGAGGGUGAAGCUUGAUGUUAGCUCGCUGGAGGACCUCGCAAACAAGUCGGUGGAGAUGCACGGCACUUAUCUCGAGAGGCUGGAACAGGCGAAGCUUCUCAGCGGCACCUCUGGGGAUGUAGAAGAGGGAGGCGAAGGUGACGACUUUGGUGACGGCACUCUCAGCCGAGCACGGGAGUCUAUUUUCAGCAAAGGGCAGUCCAAGAGAAUUUGGAACGAACUUUACAAGGUCAUUGAUUCUAGCGACGUAAUCCUUCACGUACUGGAUGCACGAGAUCCUUUAGGCACUAGGUGCCGUUCUGUCGAAAAGUACCUCAGAGAGGAAGCUCCUCACAAACAUCUCGUCUUCGUUCUGAACAAGGUCGACUUGGUACCAUCUCGAGUCGCAGCUGCCUGGGUCCGCGCACUCUCCAAAGAGUUUCCAACCCUCGCCUUCCACGCCUCUAUGAACAACUCCUUUGGCAAAGGUAGUCUCAUCCAAGUCCUACGCCAAUUCUCCUCCCUCCACUCCGAUCGCAAGCAAAUCUCCGUCGGUCUCAUCGGCUACCCGAACACCGGCAAGUCCUCAAUCAUCAACACCCUGAAAAAGAAGAAGGUCUGCGUGGUUGCUCCGAUUGCCGGCGAAACCAAAGUCUGGCAAUACGUCACUCUGAUGAAGCGCAUCUACAUGAUCGACUGCCCCGGAAUCGUGCCUCCGAACAAAUCAGACAGUGACGAAGAGCUCCUCCUCCGCGGCGUCGUCCGCAUUGAGAACGUCGAACACCCCGCGCAGUACAUCGAUGCUAUCCUCUCCCGCUGUCAGCCCCGCCACAUUCAACGCACAUAUAAUCUCGAAGGCUACUCCAGCUCGACGGACUUCCUGGAACAACUGGCGCGGAAAGGCGGUCGGCUACUCAAAGGCGGUGAGAUUGACGAGGAUGGUUGCGCGAAGAUGGUCAUCAACGACUUCUUAAGGGGAAAAAUACCUUGGUUCACGCCACCACCCAUGCUUGACGGCGUAGAUUCAAUAACACAUGGCAUCGAGGGCCGUGAUGGAAAGCUAGGCGAAAUGGGCAAGAAGCGGAAGAGGGACGAGGCCACAUCUACGAUCGCAGAUGACGAUACCACCGUUCAGGACUCGGAGCUGCGCGACGUGGAAGCCUCAGAGGACGACGACGAGUUCGAAGGAUUUGACCACGCUGAUGACGAUAUCGCAGUCACUGGGAAGGCCGAUUCUGACGCCGAAUCAGACGAUGAUUUGGAUGGCGCUGAGGCAACCAGCCUGGUGCUACGUGCCGACGCUACGUCUGAUGAGGAUGAUGCGGAGGUGGAGGAGGAGGUCCAGGUCAUCACAGAAGCGUUAGCCAACGCACGGAAGCGCAGACGGAAGGAGUAGCGCGGUCGUCUCGUAGAUAUAUGAGGGAAUGCAUCAUGAUACCCACUCAAUCCCAACUUAUGUUGGCAACGCCGUCUGUUCUUGUUCUCAUAUCACUCCCCAUUCUCACACUCCCCAUUAUUAGACUACGUUCGCUAUCAUUGCCGCUGUCGCCGACCUUUUCGAUGAAGACUUGCGUCACACCCAGCCUCG
Mytilinidion resinicola is the source of this 2060-nucleotide messenger RNA. RefSeq names its product nucleolar GTP-binding protein. NCBI's taxonomy places the organism in Eukaryota, Fungi, Ascomycota, Dothideomycetes, Mytilinidiales, Mytilinidiaceae. Gene Ontology annotation, cellular component: nucleolus. The record is from RefSeq and is a predicted model, not a curated record. The coding region runs from base 30 to 1868 and encodes 612 amino acids. Gene Ontology annotation, molecular function: GTP binding. The transcript is spliced from 5 exons.